CGGAAAGUCGUUUCUGAAGGCACGAGUCGCCCAAGAUUCAAAGCACCACCAGACAGUCCGUCAACACAAUCUUGAAAGGAUAAUUUCAUUGGGGGUCAGAUUAGGAAACACUUGUGUACAUUUAUUUAUCGCUGAAGCAAUUUAAACUUUGCAAUCGUGUUGGGAAGGAGAUGCGAAUGUCGUGUGCAGUGACGGGAAAGUUGUAAUACGGUGAACGGACUCGAGGUCCAGGAUGAUGGAAGUUCAGCAGCAACACUCGCCUGUCGGGGUGGGUCCGUUAGACUUUUCGAGACGAGGGGCUACCGAGACGUCGGCGUUUCGCGUUGUCAAGCCUAAACAACCGGCUUCGUCGCUGGUACAUCAACAACCGCUGCCGCCGGAGGCCAACAACAACGAGAAUCUUCAGGAGAACCCGCAGAUUCCCAUCGAUGAAGGAGGAUGCAAUGUUCGUUUAGUGUUCCCGAGACUGUGGGCACCUUUCGGGAACACCACGGAAAUUACAAACCUACCACCUUUACCGAAAAGUCACUCAGAACGACUAUCUUUCGGAGUUGGUCGUCUGGUGGGUUCACCGGCGACGAGGAGUCCCUCGCCGUCUCAAUCCCCUUGCCCGGAUUCCCCUCCGCCCGAGCGCCGGGACGCCGAGGUGGACGUCGACGUCGGCGAGGAGGAGGUCGACGUAGACGUCGAGGAGGUCGGUGACGAGGACGAUCACGACGGUACCUCGAGUCCGCCGCGGUCGUCGUCGACGCCGUCGCCGUCACCGGUGAGCGUCGCGACGUCGCCGAUAUCGCACCCGCCGAAGAAGUCCGGCGACAGCUUCAGCGUGUCCGCGCUCCUCAGGCCGGAUCCGCCCUCCGCGCACCUGCAGAACGCGUCCCCGCAUCGAGAGUCCGCUUCCAUGGGCGCCCAUCCGCCGCCCGGCUCGUCGAUCUUGUAUCCGCCGCUGCACCUUCAGGGCGGCCUCCUGCCGCCCCAUCCGCAUCAUCCUCUCUCGUACCUGCACCCCCAGCUACUGCCGCAUCAUCUUCUGCCGCCGCACUUACACCCGCUGCUGCGCGGCGUUCAUCCAGCUCACCCGGGGCUACACUCGACCCACACGGCCCACGGGCUGCACCAUCCUCAUCCGCUCGGCGACGUCUACAGCUGCGUAAAGUGCGACAAGAUGUUCAGCACGCCGCAUGGGCUCGAGGUUCACGCGAGGCGGUCGCACAACGGUAAACGGCCAUUCGCCUGCGAGUUGUGCAACAAAACCUUCGGCCAUGAAAUCAGUCUCACGCAGCACAGGGCUGUGCAUUCCGCAGAGAAAGUGUUCGAGUGCAAGCAAUGCGGUAAAGCCUUCAAGAGAUCCAGCACGCUCAGCACUCACCUUCUAAUCCACUCGGACACGAGACCGUAUCCUUGCCAAUUCUGCGGCAAGCGAUUCCACCAAAAGAGCGACAUGAAGAAGCACACCUACAUACACACCGGCGAGAAACCUCAUAAAUGUCAAGUAUGCGGCAAGGCGUUCUCGCAGAGCAGCAACCUGAUCACGCACUCGAGGAAGCACACGGGUUUCAAGCCGUUCGCCUGCGAGCUCUGCGGCCGAGCUUUCCAGCGCAAGGUCGAUUUGAGGAGGCACCGCGAGACCCAACACGCCGAUCUGAACGCGUCGCAUCGACCGCCGAUUGGUUCGAUUCCCGGACAGAAUUCCCUGCCCAGUGGAAAUCCGCCGAUGAUGCAGUGAGACGAGGAAGUGGUUGAUAAUCUGGCGCCGGAUUGAUACGAUUGGAGAUCGUCGCAAUUAGCGACUCUUUUCCGCGAGUCAGGCCGGAUUAAGGACGCAACUGUGAGAAACGAAAUCAUGAGGACGAUCUCCGACGAUGGCGGAGACUGGAGCGAUAAAUUAGUCACGUGGAUAGAAUCGCGAGUGAGGCGAUUGCGGAUUGCAACAUGGUGGACUGCAGACUGGCAGAUAUUAACUUUUUGCACUUGUGUUGUUUCCCGGCGUUACAUUUCUCAAGUAAUGGAAAGAAAUGAAUUAACGUUGUCCAAGGCACACAUUUGUAAAUUAAAUUUACAAUUCUAAUUUAUUGAUACAGAAAGAGUCGCACUAUGCACGGUCAUUGAGUGAGACAGUUGAGGAAUUUCAACUACAGAUAUGUUUUCUAAUAAAUGUGGCCACUCUGGGGAAAAAAGAC
Messenger RNA from Vollenhovia emeryi, 2180 nucleotides. RefSeq names its product fez family zinc finger protein 1. Bases 233 to 1726 code for a protein of 497 amino acids. The record is from RefSeq and is a predicted model, not a curated record. The transcript is spliced from 5 exons. Gene Ontology annotation, biological process: regulation of transcription by RNA polymerase II. Gene Ontology annotation, molecular function: DNA-binding transcription factor activity; RNA polymerase II cis-regulatory region sequence-specific DNA binding. NCBI's taxonomy places the organism in Eukaryota, Metazoa, Arthropoda, Insecta, Hymenoptera, Formicidae.